Messenger RNA from Bursaphelenchus xylophilus (pine wood nematode), 1636 nucleotides. NCBI's taxonomy places the organism in Eukaryota, Metazoa, Nematoda, Chromadorea, Rhabditida, Aphelenchoididae. The record is from the annotation of a GenBank genome assembly.
AUGCACUUGCUUCUCCAUCUGGCCGUCUUCUUCUCCUUGGGUAGGUCCGAGGCUUCUUUUCUGUGCUCCUAGUUCAUAUUUAAAGCCACUUUUUUUCUGUAAAUUGUACAAAUCGAUCCGUGAUUUAUGUACGUGACGUCCCAAGUGCAAAAGUUUUUUAACCUCAAGAAUGCUAAAUUUCGGCUAAUUCUGACUGUUUUCAAACUGGAGGUGGCAAUCGGGUAGGGCCGGGCCUGAGCAGACUUGAAAAGCCCAGGGCCGGCCUGACGACUUCGGCCCAUGGCCGCAAAAAUUGGCCCGGCCCGAUUGCCACCUCCUUUUUUAGUGUAUUUACAGGGUCUUUCAAGAAAUGUGCAGGAAAGUAGGAGGCUAUAACUUUCGGCGGAGGCGGCGCAGAGAGUUCGUUUUUGGAAUAUGUAUUUUUCAGUGACAUUAUUUUUUGCCUACGAAAUAACAGGCUUUUCGAGUGCAAACUAAGGUCGCUACGACCUUCUGAAGUAAAGGCAUCUCUACCCCGAAAACCAGGGUUUUUCGGUUGAAAAUGAUCGAGAAAUGUCGGGUUUUUUUGGGGGGUUUCGAUAGAGCUGACGUUGAAAACAGGGAAGGGAAUUGCCAACACAUUGAAAAUUAUGCAAAUAUUCGGCUGCUCUUCAUUCUGACACUUUGGCUAGCCAACCAGUUUUUGUUAGCGGUUUAAAAGUUUGGUUGUCAUUCCUGUCCUUUGACGCCCAUUACACCCUUUGACUAGUUUUUAUAAGACUUCACAGUCAUUCUGGUGCCUUGGCUAGCCGAUUCCAGGUUCCUCAUAUCCCUAAAUGAUGUCACGCUUCUUAGAUACCGAAAAAUAAACUCGAAAUCUGCCCCAAGUUGAGGCUAGUCGAAUAUUUGCUAAAUUUCCAACGUGUUGGCAACAUCCUUCCCUUCUUUCAACGUCAACUCUAUCGGAACCCCUGAAAAAAUCCGACAUUUCUUGGUGAUUUUCAACCGAAAAAGACCGAAAUUUCUCGAUCAUUUUCAACCGAAAAACCCUGGUUUUCGGGGUAGAGAUGCCUUUACUUCAGAAGGUCGUAGCGACCUCAGUUUGCGCUCUAAAAGCUUGUUAUUUCGUAGGCAAAAAAUAAUGUCACUGAAAAAUACAUAUUCCAAAAACGAACUCUCUGCGCCGCCUCCGCCGAAAGUUAUAGCCUCCUACUUUCCUGCACAUUUCUUGAAAGACCCUGUACAUCGCCCUAUUUUCAGGUCUUGCCGUGUGCUCCGUGAAAUGCUACGUUUGCGCUGGGGCGAGGGAAAAGAACGGUACCGUUGGCGACGCCGAAUGCAUUGAAUCCGGUGGCAAAGAUGUGACCGAUUGCCCGUAUGGCUGUAUAAAAGGUGUAAUCACGACACCGGCAGGAAUUAUGGUUGGAAGGAACUGCUCGGUGGUUUGUUUACUUUGCAAUUUCCAACGGUAUAUUACAUUUUGUAGGAGAAGGUGGAGGUAGAUUCAUGCACCCACCAUGUGCAAACUCAGGGUCCGUUUAACACAACAGCCGACGAGUGUUACUGCAAGCGAAAUCUCUGCAACAACGCUCCCGGAAUUCCAUCGGCACUCAGCACGACCGCCGCGCUUCUUGGCCUUUUGGUCAUUGCUCAUUAG